UCUCCACCCUUAUAUUAAUUUCAUGCAGCAUCUUAAUUACCUCGUACUUAGGUUCUCUUCAUUCUAAAGUACCCUUAUUUCCCACCACACAGAGCCAUGGUCCAAGCAAAGAAGAAGUUCAGAGGAGUGAGGCAACGCCAAUGGGGCUCAUGGGUCUCAGAAAUUCGUCACCCUUUGCUAGAUGGUUUUGGAUGAACAGGAAGAGAAGGGUGUGGCUAGGGACAUUUGAGACAGCAGAGGCUGCAGCAAGGGCAUAUGACCAAGCAGCCAUUUUGAUGAAUGGUCGAAAUGCCAAGACCAAUUUCCCCACACGAGCAUUGAAUGAGGCUGAAGGUUGCACCAAUUCCACCGUCUGUGAGGACCCUUUUUCGUCUCCGAAUGUUCUUUCUGAGGAUCUGAGUAGAAAACUGAAGAGGUGUUGCAGAGACCCUUCUCCAUCCCUCACAUGUCUGAGACUGGAUGCUGACAAUUCCCACAUUGGAGUGUGGCAAAAGGGUGCAGGAGCACACUCAGACUCCAAUUGGAUUGUGAGGGUGGAGCUUGGGAAGAAACGUGCAGAGACUGAGUCAGGUGUGUCAGAAGGAUCUACACAAAAUGAUGGUGAAGAAGACGAAGAAGAUAGAAUUGUGAUGCAGAUGAUUGAUGAGCUGCUUAAUUGGAACUAUCCAUGUGCUGGUUCAAGUAUAAUUAAUUCACCUUAGGGUUUGAAAAAAUGAAAAUAUAAAUAUACAUAGCAGCAUGUCCAUUUUCUUCUAUCUUUAUCAUAUGCUUUUUCUUUGGAUUGUGUAAGAUGGUUAUUGACAAUCUCAUCAUAGUGCUAAUAUGAUGUUAAUGUAUUGGGAUACAAUACAAUAUACAUGUGGAUAAAUCAUUCAGAGAAUUUAAUCGAUCUCUGUCUAUUUGAUGGAUACCUUUUAAUAUGUAAACAAUUUGAAAA
Messenger RNA from Vigna angularis (adzuki bean), 937 nucleotides. Its product is annotated as ethylene-responsive transcription factor SHINE 2. The transcript has 2 exons. Lineage: Eukaryota; Viridiplantae; Streptophyta; Magnoliopsida; Fabales; Fabaceae. Bases 141 to 701 code for a protein of 186 amino acids. Gene Ontology annotation, biological process: regulation of DNA-templated transcription. Gene Ontology annotation, molecular function: DNA binding; DNA-binding transcription factor activity. The record is from RefSeq and is a predicted model, not a curated record.